This is a messenger RNA of Linnemannia hyalina, 225 nucleotides long. Lineage: Eukaryota; Fungi; Mortierellomycota; Mortierellomycetes; Mortierellales; Mortierellaceae. The record is from the annotation of a GenBank genome assembly.
AUGACAGUGAAUGAGGACCUGGCCAUGGGUAGCGAUAUGUUCAAGUAUGACGAUAUCGGAUACGCCCAUUACGUCAAGAACGUCUUCCUCGGAUUGCUGAGAUUAGGUGACGGCGAUAAGACGAGUCGGAAACGGGGCUGGCUGGAUUGCCUGGCGGGGCUGUCAAAGUCGGAAGAGCUGACGGGGUUGUUUUCGGCCAUGGCAGGACAGAAGGAGGGCAAGUGA